Molecule: messenger RNA, 5204 nt
Organism: Misgurnus anguillicaudatus (oriental weatherfish)
Lineage: Eukaryota; Metazoa; Chordata; Actinopteri; Cypriniformes; Cobitidae
Source: RefSeq, a predicted model, not a curated record
UUUCUUUCAGAUGUGAAGAGUGAUUCAUGUUUGGAUAUAGAAAUAACGUCCUCGACAUCAAAAGAGCGACUGACAGCACAAAAUCUGCACAAACAGACAUUCAGCUCACAGAGACAUUUAGAGAGACAUGAGAGAAAACACACAGAACAUGAACGCUUCACCAGAUCUGAGAUCAGUUUUACCAACUUACAAGAGAAGAAACUUCAUGCAGAAGACCACCGAAAGAAGAAGAAGAAGAAGAAGCAGCAGUUUCACUGUGAGCAGUGUGGGAAGAUUUGUGUCUCUUCCUCUAAACUAAAUGAUCACAUGAGGAUACACAGUGAUGAAAAGCCUUUCAACUGCACUGAAUGUGGAAAAUACUUCACAAUCAAACAAAAUCUUGAUAUUCAUCAGAGAAUUCACACAGGAGAAAAACCUUACGAGUGUCCUCACUGUGAGAAGAGAUUUAGCUGUAAACAUAAUCUGAAGAGACAUGUGCUUUUACACACCAAUGAGAGACCGUAUCAGUGCAGUGAAUGUGGGAAAACCUUUACGGAUUCGCGUUCAUUAAAAUCACACCAGAAUAUUCACAUUAAAGAGAAAUUCUAUCAGUGUUUACACUGUGAUAAAUGUUACGGUCAUAAAUAUCAGCUGAUAAUCCAUGAGAGACGUCAUACUGGAGAGAAACCUUACGUCUGCGCUCACUGUGGAAAGAGCUUCUCUAAUUCACCUCAAUUCAGAGUCCAUCAGAGAGUUCAUACUGGAGAGAAACCUUAUCACUGUAGUGUCUGUGAGAAGAGUUUUAGUGUAAAGCAUACAUUACUAAAGCACAAGAGAAUUCAUACAGGUGAAAAACCUUUCAAAUGCUCUCAGUGUGACAAGACGUUUGCUUGUUCAAGUAGCUUAAAAAACCACGAAAGAGUUCAUUCUGGAGAGAAACCUUAUUACUGUAGUGUGUGUGGAAAGAGUUUUGGACAACGGGGUACAUUACAAAAUCACAAGAGACUUCAUACAGGUGAAAAGCCUUUCAAAUGCUCUCAGUGUGACAAGACUUUUUCUAAGUCAGAUCACUUAAAAUCUCAUCAGAGACUUCAUACUGGAGAGAAAUCAUAAAGGAACAGUAUGUAAGAAAUUUAUAUAAAUGAAUCAUAAAAUGGCCCUGAUAUAUCACUAGACAUUAAGAAUUAAUUUUCAUUUCAAAUAUUUAUAUCACUGACAUCAGUGGCCUGGCAAGGAUAUUGUCAUUUAAAAAGUGGAUUUGCAGUCCUCAACUGAUGUUUAUGUUGUCAUGUUGCAUAUUGGCCACUAGUUGUGUGAUUGCAGUACCAGUUUUAGCUACAAGGUCUGUGAUUGCAAGAUUGAAAGGUCACGUUUUCCUAAUGCUAUUUUUAAAACCCUAGUUAGAGUGUAAUGUUGCUAUAACAGCAUAAAUAAUACUUGUAAAAUGAUAAAGCUCACUGCCAGGCGAUAUAUUUUCUUUAACAGAAUUCGCCUUUCAAAGCUUACAGCGAACGGCCGGUUUGGACUACAGACCUCUACUUCCUGUUUUAAUGACUACAAUAGAACAGUUUUUGACUAAACCCCGCCCACAGGAAUAUGUCAGUCGCCAGCUAAGCUAACGGCAAGGUAAUCAGCCUGUUUUGAAGACAGUGAAAACAGCGCUAUACAGAUAAGUAAAUUAUGUGACCUCUAAGCACAAGAGAUUCCAUACAGGUGAAAGACCCCUUAAGUGUGACAAGACGUUUGCUCUGUCAAGUCACUUUCCUUCUGAAAAAAAAAAACAAUAAAACCUUUACAGAAAUUCAUAAUGGUUUCAUUUAAAAUACCAAAAAGCACCCUUAGCUUUUACCAUUAAAGCCACUACAAAAUAUCAUCCUUUGAACUAAUUUCCUUUGACCGAACAUCUUAAACUAGCAGCGUCUGCGGCCCACGUGAUGACCUGACAUGAUGUCGGUGCCUUAAAAUUAGCGGUUUAGGUGCCAAGGGGUUAAAAACUGUAUGUGUGUAUGUGUCCGGUAGCAAACAAACUGUUCAUAACUACAAUAGUGUUAAUAAAAUAUGAAAAACGACAUGAAUUAACACAUUUAUCAUUGUUAUGUCACAUUUAUCUCUUUUAAGAACUCGUUAAUUUUAUAUUGUGUGCUAUUUGAUUUUUCUAAUUGGUUUUAAAGUAUUUAUGUCAUGGGACCACAAUGUCAUUAAUUGUUCAUUAACUUUGAUUGGUAUAGAACAUGGCCGGGUCUACAGGGGGCUGGGAGGGGCAUUGCCCCCCAUAUUUUCCUUCUGCCCCCCAAAAAAUGUCCAGCCAACCUUAAAAUAACGGAGUCUCUUUACACAAAAAAACAUCUUCUUUUGGCAAGCGCUAGCGUUUACAGAUUCCGCCCACUAUCGUCUGAUUAGCUUAUUCAAACCUUUGAAAUUUUUUCAGCAGUAUUUAAGUCACAGGAAAAGUACUACUGUUCUCUAUGACGGUUACUAAAAAAAACGCAUCUUUAAAAUAUAUAUCAAAAACAAUGCAAUUUAGUAUUACAUAAACGUAAUAACCCAACACAUAUUAAAUUUAAAAAAAUUAUAUAGUAAAACAUGCCCAAAAUAGCCCCUCAUCCUUUCUUAGACUCACCUCAUUAUGCAAAUACAACAGCCAAUGGCAAGUCUCCAGCAGCAUUUAAUGUGUUUGUUUUAGACGUAGUUCUGUUUAUUAAAAUUAGAAUAUGCAGUUUGGUUGUGGCAUACUAUAUAGUAGAUAUAAAUGAUAUAAGAUGGUUAUACAGUAAAUAUACAGUAUUGUAACAGCUGAGCAUCGGGUGCAGUGCAGUUUUAAAAUCAAAUUUUAGCGGUUUUGUCAUCGUCAUUCAUCAGCUCAUUCAGCUCGCGUUUGAGAAAAAGUUUUACACGCAAAAUUCUACAGACUUUUAAGUUCAAGAGGAGCUUUCACUGCGCAAGGUCAUCGUAAGGUAAAACGAUGUAUUUUAUAAUGUUGCAUUGUAUUAUAAUAUCUAAUUUGCUGUGUUAUGAACAAAGCAGUGUGAUUUAUCUUUAGUCUCGUCACAAAUCACACUUACAGUAUUUUAGGGCUUGCGCUUUUGUCUGGUGCUGUUAUAGGCAAACAGGAUAACCUGUGACGAAUUUGUCAUGCAUGUCAAAUUGCUUACAGGAUGCAACAAUAUAUUAUUUAAAGCAUUGUGCUUUGUUGUGAUAUUUGAGGUUGCUGCAGCAGCAUGAUAGGGUCAGGAAUUAAUGACAAUACAGCUUAUCACAUAUAUCACAUUGAAAAUACAUUAUUUUAAAUGAAGAAAAUGUUUGAGAAGUGGAAAUAAAGCAUCUACUUUUAAAAUUUGAAUGUGCAAAAUGACAUAUAAAUUGCCUUUUAUUAUAAGACAUGCAAAGUAAUAUUGGAUUGAGACAUCCAUAAUUUUAGUGUAUGAAUCAUUUUAGUCGAGAAAUGGCUGCCCACCCAAAAAUCCUGACUGCCCCCCCAGUCCAGCAAGCCUAGUACCGGGCCUGGUAUAGAAACACACUGAGAAAGAAACUGGGCUGGUAAAUUAAAGUUUACUUAAUUAUUCAGUAUUUUGUCAGUCUUUCAUUCUUUCUAGGAAAGUUAAAGGACCUGUUAUUGCAUUGAGAGCAUCUUGAACAGAUGUGUGAUAUGGUAGCACAAUAGAAAUGAACUGCAAGAGCUUGUAGAGAGGAGUAAAGACUGCUGAGAGGAACACCAAUAUAUUUUGAAUAUACGUUGCAUACUUGAUAAGCUUGUCACAUUUUUACUGCACAUAAACCAUAUAUUGUAUAACAGCUUUCAUUUUACUUCAUUAUUAUGACGAUCACAGUUGAAUGUAAUGUGGUAAUAAAAAAGGAAUUGUACAGGUUUAUGAAAAUAAAGGUUUUAAACUUCAACUGCACAUUUCAUUUGCAUAUUCAAGAGGGAAUAGUUUAAAAUAAUUUAUUUAAUUCCUUAAAAAACAUAUAAUCUUAAAACGUAAGUAAUGUGAUAAAAAUUAGAAAAUAACGUACCUGAUAGAAAAAAAACUUUUGCUACUGUAUUUGUAUAUAGCCAUGUAUAAGGGAGAAUAAGUUAACCUGACUAUACAUUUAGGUCCUAUAAAUAAAGCUUAUGACUAAAAAUAGGUCGGUAUCUGAUUUUAAAAAAAAACUUACUUUAGCCUACUAGGACUAAAAUCAAGAUCCACCCUCCAUUCAGAUGGCCAUCCAUACGCUUCCUCCAAAACACAUGAACAGACCAGACGUUCACAUUUCAUGUCUCAUUCACCAGUGAGAAGCCUUUCCAAAGUGAAUAACAACAUAAACAACUGUUUGAAAUCAGAAUAAGAUAUAGCACGUUUUCGGUUGUGUAGACGUAGUAGUUUGCUUGUAAUUUUGAAAACAUAAAUAUUGUUACGCUAAUUCUUAAAGGUACACAAACUACAAAAGCAACAUAGUAGCUAUGUUUACAUGCGUAAACACCUUAAUCAAUACGAUUCAGUCCGAUUGGAUGCAAAUUAAAUUUUAAUAAAUUAAUAAAUUAAGUUGUUUCAAAAGAUGUGUUUCGUUUUGUGGCUCAUGUGCAGGUUGUCAAUUCAGCAGGAAAGUUUGUUGCUUCUGUUUACAGAGUGGACGUGAACACGCUGAUGACGUAUGAUGUGUCCGCCUGGUCUCUGGGCAUUAAUUAGGUUAUUUGCCCUCUAAGGUGGUUAUUACCGGAAUAUUAAACAGUGCAUUAUACAGUCUGCCAAACAUGUUUUUUUUAUAAUAAUUUUAUUAAUUAAAAUCAGUAUUUUAAAGUGAUAAUCAUGUCAAAUGAUAAUCAUCAAGUGUUACUACAUCAUUCUAAAGUAAUUACUUCAAUGGGAUCAAUAUUCUAUAGUGAAGAUCAUAGUUACCAACUAGUUAUUCCUUUAGAAGGAUGUAGUAACACUUGAAUUAUAUUCAUAGGUUUUUAUACUUAAAUUUACUGUCACAUCUGUCUCGCGUGCACAAUCUCUCUCCCUGAAUGUGUACACAGAUACAAAGAGAUGACAGUAAUUUAUGAAAACCUGAAUAUAGCCCUUACGAAAAUGGUUUUACAGAAAAAAGAAACAUGGUUACUGUAGUAAAACACAAUUUAAUUUUAAAAAUCAUAUUUAACCCUUGACUUGUGUAGUAAAAUCAUGGUUUUGCUGAUAGUAAUCACUACACAAAAACCAUGGUUAAUACACUGUUACCAUAAUAAAACAUGUUUAAUAAAGGGA